AUGUACAGUGGGCAAGUUUCAUCUCUUAAGCCCAGAAUUCUGCCUUCUGAUCUUCUCUCCUUCGUUCAAAACCCUUCCAAAGCCCUAAAUUACGGCGGAGGAAACUUCGGCAAACAACAGAAUACGGCGGAGCUUGCUUGCUGCUUUAGGGUUGAGUCAAUGGAGGGAUUGAAGCCGGGGCCGGCGAAUUUUCUGGUCUACAUACACCCAUCCAAGUCCAAAAUUAUUUCCGAUGCAAUUUUGGUUGAACUCAACUCUUUACUCUUCAAGUUCAGUGAAACCUUUGAUGGAGUUGUACUGGCUUAUGAGCCAAAUGUGCAAAGCUAUUUAGCGAUGAUUUUGCCCGGUUUACAUCCUUAUCUGGGGGUGAGUAUACAGUCAGAACUGUUACUUUUUCAUCCAAAACCAGAUAUGCUCGUAGAGGGAGAAGUAGUAAAAGUCACUGAAUCAUCUAUCCAUCUUAUUGUUCUUGGUUUCUCGUCAGCUAUUAUAAUGGAUUCAGACAUUCGCGAAGAAUUUUGUUUUGAUGAAGAGAUAAUUCACAUAUCUGGAUCGCUGCUUCCUGCUCAUACUGGAUGUGUCAAAUGGUUGGAAAAACAUGUUGAAGAACUGUCACAAUCCAAAAGUAACACUAAGAAAAGAAAAGCAAUCAAAGAAACGGGUGAAGUUUAUGCAGUGGAUAAAGUUGCAACUGAUGGUGGAAAAGUGCCGGUGGAAGUUUAG
Molecule: messenger RNA, 723 nt
Organism: Oldenlandia corymbosa var. corymbosa
Lineage: Eukaryota; Viridiplantae; Streptophyta; Magnoliopsida; Gentianales; Rubiaceae
Source: the annotation of a GenBank genome assembly